Ctenocephalides felis (cat flea) is the source of this 927-nucleotide messenger RNA. RefSeq names its product photoreceptor-specific nuclear receptor (gene Hr83). Gene Ontology annotation, biological process: cell differentiation; anatomical structure development; regulation of transcription by RNA polymerase II. Lineage: Eukaryota; Metazoa; Arthropoda; Insecta; Siphonaptera; Pulicidae. The record is from RefSeq and is a predicted model, not a curated record. Bases 1 to 927 code for a protein of 308 amino acids. The transcript is spliced from 7 exons. Gene Ontology annotation, molecular function: nuclear receptor activity; RNA polymerase II cis-regulatory region sequence-specific DNA binding; zinc ion binding.
AUGGAUCUUCUAUGCAGCGUUUGUGGCGAUAGGGCCUCUGGAAGACAUUAUGGAGCUAUUUGCUGCGAUGGAUGUUCCUGCUUUUUCAAAAGAAGCGUCAGAAGAUCAGCUAUUUACACGUGCAUAGCAGGAAAAGAAAAUUGCGUUAUAGAUAAAGCACGAAGAAACUGGUGUCCUUAUUGUCGAUUUCAAAGGUGCCUAUCAGCAAAAAUGAAUACAACAGCUGUUCAGCAAGAAAGGGGACCUAGAAAACCAAAGAAAAAAAUAUUAAAUAUGAUACCACAUGAAGAUUGUAGGCAAAAUCGUUUCAAAUUCAAAAUUGCAAAUUUUUCUCGAAGCAGCCGCAAAACUCAAUUUACUUUAAAAUGUGCUGUUGAUAUGCAAGGCCAUGUAUUUUUGGACAUAAUUGCACAAAUUCUCCUUACUUCUGUGAAACAAGCGCGAAAUAAUUCCACAUUCAUGAAAUAUGACAAAAAGCAGCAAGAUACUUUACUGGCAUAUGUUUGGCAUGAAUUAUUUAUAUUGAAAUCAGUCUACUGGCCUGUAGACCUUACAAAUUUUUAUUUGAGAGCUUAUGAACUGUUGGAUACAAAUACAGGCAAUUGCCUAAAACAAGCUGUAAAGAUUUGUUCAAACUUGCAAGCAGAUGAUUUCGAAUUACAUUUUAUGGUCACAUUAAUUCUUUGUAGAAAAGAAUUCAGCUUGAAUCCAGAAACCGAUAGUUUAUCAGAUUCUUCAACUGUUAGUACUCUGCUGGCCUUACAACAAUACAAUUUGGAGAAAAGAAAUGAGUGGUGGACGAGAUGCGGCCAAAUGCUUAUUGCUCUCAGGAGUUUGUGCGCUGUGGAUAGCCAAAUUCUAAAGGAAGUCUUCUUAAAACCUGUGAUUGGUGAUGUUGAAUGGGAUUUAGUUAUAGCAACUAUAUAG